Ipomoea nil (Japanese morning glory) is the source of this 1712-nucleotide messenger RNA. RefSeq names its product IAA-amino acid hydrolase ILR1-like 4. The transcript has 5 exons. Gene Ontology annotation, biological process: auxin metabolic process. Lineage: Eukaryota; Viridiplantae; Streptophyta; Magnoliopsida; Solanales; Convolvulaceae. The record is from RefSeq and is a predicted model, not a curated record. Gene Ontology annotation, cellular component: endoplasmic reticulum. Gene Ontology annotation, molecular function: IAA-Ala conjugate hydrolase activity. The coding region runs from base 270 to 1598 and encodes 442 amino acids.
AGAAGAGAAACUUGCGACGAACCAAAUACAAUUCAAUGUUGUAAAAUCCCACGUUUUCCCCGUUCUCAAAUUCAAUAUCUAUUGGCAUGAACUUGAAGCUGACCAACUAUUCUACUGUCAGUACUGUGUUUCCAAUGGAUACGCGUGUAUGUAUAUAUAUAUAAAUAUAUAAUAUAGAACAAUCACUCAAAAAUCCCCUCUUUUUUUUCUAUCCCUUGUUGAUUUCGCGUUUUUCAAUCCGGUCAGCGGGCCGGGAAAGAACAAAGAUCAUGGGUUUCUCCAAAUUGGUUUUCCUGAUUUCUGUUCAUAUGUUGUUUUCUCCCAUACCCAUUUCAUCAGAGUUUGAACUGACCCCCCAGGAGAUCCCCAAGUUUUUUUUCAAAUUCGCCAAGGAAGCUGAGGUCUUUGAUUGGAUGGUGGGGAUUAGGAGGAAGAUACAUGAGAAUCCUGAGUUGGGGUAUGGGGAAUUUGAGACCAGUAAGCUUAUUAGGGAGAAGUUGGAUGAACUGGGGAUUCCCUACAAGCAUCCAUUUGCUUUAACUGGUGUGGUUGGAUACAUUGGUUCUGGGAAGCCUCCCUUUGUGGCAUUAAGAGCAGAUAUGGAUGCUCUUGCUCUGCAGGAAAUGGUGGAGUGGGAGCAUAAAAGUAAAAUCCCUGGAAAGAUGCAUGCUUGUGGACAUGAUGCACAUGUUGCAAUGCUUCUUGGUGCUGCCAAGAUUAUUCAACAACAUAAACAAAUGUUGAAGGGAACAGUUGUUCUUGUUUACCAACCUGCAGAGGAAGGAGGUGGUGGGGGUAAGAAAAUGGUAGAUGCUGGAGCACUGGAAAAUGUUGAGGCGAUCUUUGGUCUUCAUGUGGACCCCGAUCUGCCUUUGGGUGAAGUGGCAUCCAGACCUGGACCUAUCUUCGCGGGGAGUGGCUUCUUUGAAGCUGUAAUCAGUGGAAAAGGCGGGCAUGCUGCUAUUCCUCAGCAUUCAAUCGACCCAAUUCUUGCCGCAUCAAAUGUGAUAGUCAGCUUACAACAUCUUGUUUCUCGAGAAGCUGAUCCUUUAGAAUCUCAGGUAGUUUCGGUUGGUCAUUUCCAAGGGGGUGGCGCAUUUAAUGUCAUUCCUGAUUCUGUUACUAUCGGUGGAACUUUCCGUGCCUUCUCAAAGAAGGGCUUUGCACAGCUCAAGAAGCGCAUUGAGGAGGUAAUUGUAAGACAAGCUGCUGUUCAGAGGUGCAAUGCAAGUGUGAACUUUAAUGAAGAUGAGAAACCGUUUUUCCCACCAACCAUAAACGACAAAGAUUUGCACGAGUACUUCCACAAAGUUGCAGCUGAUCUGCUGGGAAGUUCUCGCGUUAAAGAUGCUCAAAUGCGGAUGGGGGCUGAAGAUUUUUCGUUUUAUCAGCAAGUGAUGCCUGGUUAUAUGUACUUGCUUGGGUUGCAGGAUGAAACUGGGGAAAAACUUGCAUCAGCGCACUCGCCCUAUUUCAAGGUCAACGAAGACGCCCUUCCUUAUGGCGCUGCGCUGCAGGCCUCGUUGGCUGUAAGGUACCUUCUUGAACACCAGCCCGAAGUUCCAUUGCGAAAUACAAACAAGCAUGAUGAACUGUGAGCCAUACAGGGCACUAGGUUUGUUUAAUAAUGACAUACAAAUUGUCCAUUUAUCAAGCAGUUUCUGAUGUUUCUAAUUAUAAGAAGAGCAAAUCAGCAAAGACUUUUUCUUUUU